AUGGCUCUCGGCUCUCCUCCAACAGAGAUAUGGCGUCGAUUCACGUCCGCUGAGAACUUGAAAGUAUUUGAGAAACUGCAAGAUGGCAUACAGAGCUCCUUCCCCUCAUCCUCUUCCCCGACUUACACCAAGGCGCUUGAGGCCUUUUGGAAGUACUCACUGAUGUGCUUCAGCGUACCAAGACCAAGUACAGAUUUUGAUGGCACGGUGAAGUUCUCCCGUUUGGAUCCUAUCCGCAACUGCCUUGCCGCAGUAGCAGAGGCUAACGGAUGGGUUUGCAACAUGGACAGGGCUGGGAAUGUAUAUCUCCGCUCUAGCAGCUCGGAGUUACCAGCAGUGGUGGUGUUGCAAGGCCAUAUGGAUAUAGUCUGCAGUCAGAACGCCUCGGCCCAGCAUGACUUUGAGAAGGAUCCGAUCAAUGUGAAGGUGUCGGCGGACGGGCUGUGGGUGAAAGCUAUCAAAGAGACUACAUUAGGAGCUGAUAAUGGUGUGGGAAUUGCUGGGGCGCUGGCGGCUCUCACUGCUAUGCCUCGGGAGCCUCCUAUAGAGGUUAUUCUCACUGCCAACGAGGAAACUAAUUUUGAAGGGGCUGAAGGGGCUGAGGAGAAGUUGGUGACUGCUGGUCGCAUGCUGAACCUUGACUCGGAGGAAAGCGGGGAGAUAUGCAUCGGAAGUGCUGGUGGCUUUGAACACAAAUUCUGGCUGCCUCUUGAUCGGUCCCCAGCCCCUGAAGGGUCGAUGCGGCGCUACCGAGUGGCCCUGAAGGGUUUUGCCGGGGGCCACUCGGGCAUCGAUAUCGCUGAGGACCGCCCCAACUGCAUCAAAGUCCUCAAGAGUUUAUUGGGUGGGGUGGUAUCACCCUCUGUGCUGGUGGCUGACGUGCACGGUGGGACGGGUCCUAAUGCGAUCCCACGUGAAGCAGCUGCAGAGGUCGUCACUACACCAGAGCCUUGGGCUGGCGUGGCGAAGAGGAUUACGGAGCAUUUCGAGGAAAUGCUCAGAGACUAUCCUACGGAAACUGCGGCCGUACUUGAGCUGGUUGAAUGCCCAUCGGCCGCUGUAGCAGAAGAUCCAUUGACCGCUGAAUCGACUGAAAAACUGUUAAGUCUGAUAGAGAAAGUUCAGCAUGGUGUUCUCGAGCUGGAGGAGGACCCCGAGGCCGGGUUGAAGACCAGCUGCAAUCUUGGCGUAGUCCGCACUAUGAAGAGGAACGGCGAGGACGGUGCUUUGGUACAUAUCUUCCCAAGGUCAACUUCAAUGGAAUCGAUGAAACGCCUCGGUGAAGAAUUUGCUAUGCUUGGGGACAAAUUCGGGGCGUUUAAUGAGGGUAACAUCUGUCCGUUCCCGGGGUGGGAGCCUGAUAGGAGCUCAGAGCUGUUGAAGGUGGUCACCAGUAUGUGUCCGGCGACAUCCACUCCUCGUAUAUAUACCAUACAUGCUGGCUUGGAGUGCGGUACGCUCAUGUCGCGUCUAUCGUCUGUGAAGGAGUGUGUGAGCAUCGGCCCUACUGUAAAGGGUGCCCACUCCCCCGAUGAGAGGCUUGAGAUAGCGAGCUGUGCCCCCUUUAUCAAGUGGCUUUGUGACGUCAUCAGUGUAUUACAAGCUCAAUCACUAUCACCUUAA
Messenger RNA from Perkinsus marinus ATCC 50983, 1623 nucleotides. RefSeq names its product Aminoacyl-histidine dipeptidase, putative. NCBI's taxonomy places the organism in Eukaryota, Perkinsozoa, Perkinsida, Perkinsidae. Gene Ontology annotation, molecular function: metallodipeptidase activity. The coding region runs from base 1 to 1623 and encodes 540 amino acids. Gene Ontology annotation, cellular component: cytosol. The record is from RefSeq and is a predicted model, not a curated record. Gene Ontology annotation, biological process: proteolysis. The transcript is spliced from 14 exons.